AUUCCUUCUUAGCAAAUGGCUCCGCUACCCUGGACAAAUUGAAGGAGGCCUGUAACAAAGGGACGGAACAGACUUCCACGCUUCUGCAGCUCUAUACACAGGCUGUCUUGGAUGUUACAUACUUCGAGGAAAACCAGCUUGUGGAUGAAGAUUUUCCAGCAGAGUCUUCCUUGCAAAAAGUUAAGGAACUUAUUUGUAUUCUUUCAGAACCAGAAGACCUAGUGAGAGAAUGUAACAUAAACGAGGAACCUGCCAGCAUCCUUGGUGCAGAGUUGUUGGAAUGUCUUUACUGGAGAAGAGGAGCCCUGCUUUACAUGUAUUGCCAUACAGCAAAAGAAAGGAGUGAAUGGCUAGGAGAAAACAUUGCUGUAUUUAAAAAGUGUCUUAAUGAUGGAGUUCAUUACCUGGUGAAGAUGCUUGGCUUUAGAUGCCCUCUUCAGCUAAAUGAAGAUGUCUUACUUCAAGAUAAAGACACAGCUAGAUUACUCAGUGAAGGUGUAUUUAGUGACACUCAUUUACUGGCAAUGAUGUACAGUGGAGAGAUGUGCCACUGGGGACUGCGGCACUGUGAAGGGAAGCAGGAAAGCCUUGAGAAGAGAGAUUCUGAGUCCAACCUGGGGAACAAAUCACAGAGCGUGUCACUGGAUUUCCGAGAAAUGGGCAAAAACCUGUUAAUGAAGUAUGUGGCUGUAUGUGAAGGACCUUUAAAAGGCCAAGGGUGGAACACAACAACUGCAAAACAGAUGCUGUGUAACUUUGUGAAAUCCCAGGACUGA
Merops nubicus (carmine bee-eater) is the source of this 776-nucleotide messenger RNA. It is a transcript of the gene RIMOC1, whose product is annotated as chromosome unknown open reading frame, human C5orf51. The record is from RefSeq and is a predicted model, not a curated record. Lineage: Eukaryota; Metazoa; Chordata; Aves; Coraciiformes; Meropidae. The transcript has 5 exons. Gene Ontology annotation, biological process: mitophagy. The annotation marks the transcript as partial.